Molecule: messenger RNA, 4647 nt
Organism: Kogia breviceps (pygmy sperm whale)
Lineage: Eukaryota; Metazoa; Chordata; Mammalia; Artiodactyla; Physeteridae
Gene: SEMA4B
Product: semaphorin 4B
Biological process (GO): semaphorin-plexin signaling pathway; axon guidance; neural crest cell migration
Cellular component (GO): plasma membrane
Molecular function (GO): chemorepellent activity; semaphorin receptor binding
Source: RefSeq, a predicted model, not a curated record
UUCUCCCUCAACUGUCUUCCUUCACGUGGUAGCCUCAGUUCAUACAUGCUUAUUUUGCAUUCUUCAACAUGUUGCUUCCUCCUAAAUGUUCUCAGCCUAGAGACGGUGGUGGAAGCCAUGGGUCUGAAAAGAUUGCUCAAGGAGAGAGUGUGCUGUGAGGAUGGAGAAGAGGAGGGGAGGAGAGAGUGGUGAUGAGACCCUGACGUGCACCUACACCUGAGGGCCCCUGAGGAAGAGGAGACCCAGAAGGGCUGUCACAGAAAAUGUGAGAUAGCCAGGGGAUGGACCGCAGUGGGGAAGUUACAGAGUGGAUGAGGAAAGGAGCACCGAGAGGUGUCCCCUGGAUUUAGCCGUCCAGAGACAUCUGUGACCUUGGCAGGGGCCGUUCCUCCACUGCUCUGCUGGAUGGUGAGGAGGCUGCUGCAGGGAAAGCAGGAACUCAGCAGAGAAUUAUUUGCUCUGAGUCACAGGUGGAAGUGUUGUAUUUUGCAAAAAGUGCUGAAGUAACAGGAAUUCGCUCAGAGACCAUUUCUGUGCCACAAGAAAUAAAAGCACUGCAGCUGUGGAAUGAGUUAGAAACGUACCACCCUGGAUUGGCUGACGUCAGAAAUCAGCACGCGGGAUCUUAGUUCCCCAAUCAGGGAUCGAACUUGUGGUCCCUGCGUUGGAAGCAUGGAGUCUUAACCACUGGACCACCAGAGAAGUCCCUUUGGCAAAUUUCAAUGCUGAGGAAAAGGAGCUGGCUGAGGAGGGGACAGUCUCUCCCGAUACUAAGGACAGCUCACUGUGACUCCCAGUAAGAACUUCAUGAGGUUGUUUCUGGACUUCCUUCCACCACAUAAGUUUACAAGGAGAAGCCAGUUGUCUGCAACCUGGAAAAGGGCUCUCACCAGACAUGGAAUCAGCCAGCGCCUUGUUCUUGGACUCCCAGCCUCCAGAACUAACUGCUGCUGCCAUCUUGGUUCCAGCCUGAGCAGGAAGCAAGCACUAAAAAGGCCAGAGCAGAGAGAUGGAAAAAACCCUGUGUCCAAGGUCAACGACCCAAAUGGAAAGUGAGCAAAGUAUGUGAAGACAAAGUUCACAGAAAAGGAAAAACAACCCCCAGGUCCGGAGGCGGGGGCCCGGCGACCGACUCCCGGGCCGAUCUUCGCGGUGGAGUAGACGCCCGCGAGUCCUAUAGUGCCACCUGAGCCGGAGCCCGGAGGACGCCGUCGCUUCUUCCCUGUCCGAGUCCCGCGCGCCGCGAUGGGCCGGGGGACCCGGCCGCCGCCGCCUCUGCUGCUGCUGAUGCUCCUGCUACUGCUACCGCCGUCUCCGAUUCGGGCGCUCGCCCCUCGGAUCAGCCUGCCUCUGGGCUCUGAAAAGCGGUCACUCCUCAGAUUUGAAGUGGAUCACAUCUCCAACUAUACAGCCCUCCUGCUGAGCAGGGAUGGCAGGACUCUAUAUGUGGGUGCUCGAGAGGCCCUCUUUGCGCUCAACAGCAGCGUCAGCUUCCUGCCAGGCGGGGGAUACCAGGAGCUGCUGUGGAGCGCAGAUGCAGAGAGGAAACAGCAGUGCAGCUUCAAGGGCAAGGACCCACAGCGGGACUGUCAAAACUACAUCAAGAUCCUCCUGCCACUGAACAGCAGCCACCUCUUCACCUGUGGCACCGCGGCCUUCAGCCCCGUGUGCACCUACGUUAACAUGGAGAACUUCACUCUGGCACAGGACGUGGUGGGGAACAUCCUCCUGGAAGAUGGCAAGGGCCGUUGUCCCUUUGACCCCAAUUUCAAGUCCACGGCCCUGGUGGUGGAUGGCGAGCUGUACACUGGAACAGUCAGCAGCUUCCAGGGGAAUGACCCGGCCAUCUCACGGAGCCAAAGCCUCCACCCCACCAAGACUGAGAGCUCUCUCAACUGGCUACAAGAUCCAGCGUUUGUGGCCUCAGCCUACAUUCCCGAGAGCCUGGGCAGCCUGCAAGGGGACGAUGACAAGAUCUACUUCUUCUUCAGCGAGACUGGCCAGGAGUUUGAGUUCUUUGAGAACACCAUCGUGUCCCGCAUUGCCCGUGUCUGCAAGGGUGAUGAGGGGGGCGAGCGGGUCCUGCAGCAGCGCUGGACGUCCUUCCUGAAGUCCCAGUUGCUGUGCUUGCGGCCUGACGAUGGUUUCCCGUUCAACGUACUGCAAGAUGUCUUCACGCUGAGCCCCAGCCCCCAGGAAUGGCGUGACACCCUCUUCUACGGGGUCUUCACAUCCCAGUGGCACAGGGGGACCACAGAAGGCUCUGCCAUCUGUGUCUUCACCAUGAGGGACGUGCAGAGGGCCUUCAAUGGCCUCUACAAGGAGGUGAACCGCGAGACGCAGCAGUGGUACACCGUGACCCACCCAGUGCCCUCGCCCCGGCCCGGCGCGUGCAUCACCAACAGCGCCCGGGAAAGGAAGAUCAACUCGUCCCUGCAGCUCCCCGACCGUGUGCUGAACUUCCUCAAGGACCACUUCCUGAUGGACGGGCAGGUCCGCAGCCGCCUGUUACUCCUGCAGCCCCAGGCCCGCUACCAACGUGUGGCUGUCCACCGCGUCCCUGGCCUGCAGCGCACCUAUGAUGUCCUCUUCCUAGGCACUAGUGACGGCUGGCUGCACAAGGCGGUGAGCGUGGGCCCCGGGGUGCAUAUCAUCGAGGAGCUCCAGAUCUUCUCAUCAGGACAGCCUGUGCAGAACCUGCUCCUAGAUGCCGACAGGGGAGUGCUGUAUGGUGCCUCACACUCGGGUGUGGUCCAGGUGCCCGUGGCCAACUGCAGCCUGUACCAGAGCUGCGGGGACUGCCUCCUGGCCCGGGACCCCUACUGCGCUUGGAGCGGCUCCAGCUGCAAGCAUGUCAGCCUCUACCGGCCUGCAGUGGCCUCCAGGCCAUGGAUCCAGGACAUCGAGGGGGCCAAUGCCAGGGAACUCUGCAACACUUCCUCAUCCAAGGCCCGGACUUCUGUAUCAAGAGGCAAGAAGCAUUGUGAGCCAGUUCAGUUCCAGCCCCACACAGUGAACACCUUGGCCUGCCCCCUCCUCUCCAACUUGGCAACCCGGCUCUGGCUGCACAACGGGGUCCCCAUUAAUGCCUCAGCCUCCUGCCGUGUGCUGUCCACCGGGGACCUGCUGCUGGUGGGCAGCCAGCAGGAGCUGGGGGAGUUCCAGUGCUGGUCGCUGGAGGAGGGCUUCCGGCAGCUGGAGGCCAGCUACUGCCCAAAGAUGGUGGAGGAUGCAGUGGCAGACCGAGCAGACCGGAGUGGCAGCAUGCCCGUCAUCAUCAACACGUCUCGGGUGAGCGCGCCGGCCGGAGGCAAGGCCAGCUGGGGUGCAGACAAGUCCUACUGGACCGAGUUCCUAGUGAUGUGCGCGCUGUUCGUGUUCGCCAUGGUGCUCUUCAUUUUAUUCUUCCUCUACCGGCACCGGGGCGGCAUGAAAGUCUUCCUGAAGCAGGGGGAGUGUGCCAGCGUACACCCCAAGACCCGCCCAGUGGUACUGCCACCUGAGACCCGGCCACUCAAUGGCAUGGGCCCCCCUAGCACCCAACUCGACCACCGAGGCUACCAGGCUCUGUCGGACAGCUCCCCAGGGCCCCGGGUCUUCACAGAGUCAGAGAAGAGGCCGCUCAGCAUCCAGGACAGCUUCGUGGAGGUGUCCCCGGUAUGUCCCCGGCCCCGGGUACGCCUGGGCUCUGAAAUCCGGGACUCUGUGGUGUGAGAGCAGACUUCUAGAGGCGGCCUCCCUCUAGGGGCCAGGAGUGCUCAGAGAGGGUCGGCUGGGCCUCUGCUCCUCGUGGAACACAGCCGCGGUGCCCAGCCCUUGGGAGCGAUGGAGCCAGUUCGCCUGCUGUGAAGCGGCAAGGCCCCUCCACCCCAGAUGGCCACAGCCCCACAGGGCCUGGCUGAAGAUCGGGGCCUGCCCGGGUGGGCAGAACAGUGCUCCUAUGUAAACUGAGCCCUUUGUUUCAAAACAGUUGAAAAUGUGAAACAAGAGAAAACAGUGAGAGAGCACAGAACGCCAUGCACACAGCCGGCCCAGCCUCCGGACUGGGAGGGCUCAUCCAAAGUGGUUGUUGGAGACAAGAGUUGGACAUCCCAUACCAACUGGCCUCUUCCACCUUCCGCCUUAUCCUACUGCCACAGGCUGCCCCUUCUCACGGCAGAGCCAGGGGCCAGCUCGGGCUCCAGUGGGUCCAGCCUCGCCAGCUGGCCCAGUUGUUGCAGCCAUCAUCCUGUCACCUCAGGGACCAGAGGGCCACGCUGGCACCACAGCCCUCACGAGGCCCUGGGCUCAGACCCACCUCCUGGACCUUUCCGGCCUGUAUCAGGUUGCGGCCACAUGAGAGAGACAGAGGGCAGCGUGAGCCCAGGAGAGAGUAUAUGACAAAUGUACACCUUCCCUCGGAAUUCCAGGAAGACUGUUGCCUGCCUUCCUCCAUCCCAGCCUGCAAACCUGUGUCCCUUUUCCCCACACCUGCCCUGGCCUCCUCUUCAAAACCAGUCCCCAGUUCACCCCUACCCUUGCAGCCUCCACUCUAAGGGAUGUUGAUACUGCCCAGCACAGCGGCCCUGAGUUUAUGUGGGUUUUGUAUUCUUUUUAAUAAAAUGCACUUUACUUUUUUUUUUUUUAAUAAAAUCUAAAGAAUUGAAA